AUAUGGUACAUUGUCGCCAACAGAAACGCACGCAUAGAGAGUAACCUUAAAUCGACUUCUAUCGAUUAUUUAAUUCGUAGAUUAAGAUAAGAUAAAUUUGGUUCCAAAGAAAUAUAUUUUAAUAAUUAAAUAUUAAUAUAGCGAAAUUCGAACAGGCAUAUCUUCGGACCUUUGUCAGUCCUCCAUUUAUUAACUGUCAUGGUUUCCUCUCAUCGCAAAUUUUGAAUUGAAUUUCUAGACGAUAAAAUAGAUAUUUUGAAGAUAUUGAUCUUAUUGACAUAGUAUUAAUCACAAGAUGAAUCAAGGCUAUUAUGACAGAAGAGGAGACAAACGUAAAAGAUCUCGUUCACGAUCUCCUGUCAGAGAUCAGUGGGGACAGCAAUCAUGGCCUGAUCAUAGUUUCAAUUCAAAUAUGCCUAGAAGUGGAACUGAACAGUUUGAAGCACAUAAAGAUAGUUUGAUAGCUUUAGAUUUAUAUAAUUCCGAUCUGAAUUUGAUCAUUGAUAAAUCUCAGUUUUCGGCAAAACCUUUAACUACGGAAGGUUUUGCUUUCAUGUGGGCGGGAGCUCGUGCAACACAUGGUGCACUACAAGGCAAAGUGUGUUACGAAGUUAAGGUAAUGCAACAACUUGAUGUAAGUCAUCUUCCUCCAGAAGAAAUAAAUCCUCAUGUCGUUCGUACUGGUUGGUCAUUAGAAAAAACUUCCAUGCAGCUUGGUGAAGAACCAGAUUCAUAUGGUUAUGGUGGAACAGGUAAAGCUUCGACCAAUUGUAAAUUCAAAGAUUAUGGAGCACCUUUUAUUCAGGGAGAUACAGUCACAUGUUAUUUGAAUGCAGAUACUAAUCCAAUUGAAAUUAGUUAUGCCAAGAAUGGAAGACAUUUAGGAAUUGCAUAUAGAAUACCAAGGGAACAGAUUGGAGAACAAGCACUUUAUCCCCAUGUUCUUACAAAAAAUUGUGAAUUUUUUGUCAAUUUUGGUCAGUUGCCUGAACCUCUUUUUCCAUUAUGUCCUGGAUAUGAAAAUUACACAUUUAUUAGUUGUGCACCGGCAGCAUGGUUAGAAAGAGGUACUCUUCCACCAACUAAAAAGGAAGAUUGUGAGAUUAUAAUGAUGUGUGGCUUACCUGGUGCUGGAAAAACUACAUGGGCUGUAAAUUACAUUGCAUUACAUCCUGAUAAGAAAUACAACCUAUUAGGAACAAAUAGUAUAAUUGAUAAGAUGAAGGUAAUGGGUUUACCUAGAAAAAGAAAUUAUGCUGGACGAUGGGACGUUUUAAUUCAAAAAUCGACGAAAUGUCUGAACAAAUUAUUAGAAAUGGGAUCUCGUGAACUUCGUAAUUAUAUAUUAGAUCAAACUAAUGUCUAUCCUUCGGCCCAAAAAAGAAAAAUGAGGCCGUUCGAAGGAUUUAAGAAAAAGGCAGUUGUUUUGGUACCUACAGAUGAAGAGUUCCAAAGAAGAUGUGCCAAAAGAGAGUCAGAAGAAGGAAAAGAUGUACCGGAUAGUGCUGUGCUAGAAAUGAAAGCAAAUUUUGGCCUCCCAACGAUUGGACCAAUUUUUGACGAUGUGACCUAUGUUGAACUUCCAAAAGAAGAAGCAGAACCUUUAGUUAAGCAAUACAACGAAGAAGGGCAAGCGGCUGUCGGCCCACAGCAGAAAAGGUUCUGUCCAAACAAUCAGCAAAAUACUGGUGACUCCAAUAAUAGGAGUAAUUGGGAGGGGAAUAGAGGCUACCAAGGAGAUGGAAGAUCUGGUGGACGAGGAAGGGGACAGUCUCGCGGCGGCUAUAACAGGGGAGAUAAUUUCUCUUCUGGUGGUGAUAGGGGUGGCUACAGGGGUGGAAACAUGUCUUCAGGAGGUGGAGAUAGGGGAGGAGACAGAGGAGGCGGUUACAGAGGCGACAGUAUGUCUUAUGGUGGCGGAGACAGGGACAGCUACAGAGGAGGAGGUAUGACAGGUGGUGGAGACAGAGACAGUUACAGAGGAGGAAAUGUGCCCUCCAUGGGUGGAGACAGAGGAGGAUACAGGGGUACAAAUUCGCCUGCCGGUUCAAUGGGAGACAGAGGUGGAUACAGAGGUUCAAAUUCGCCUGCCAGCAUGAUGGGUGACAGAGGUGGCUAUGGUAGAUCCGAUUCGUACGGUUCCCCCGCUGGAUCUGGAAUGCAAAGCGGAAAUCAGAGUUGGAACAGAGGCUCAAAUCCAUAUCAGUCAUCAUAUGGACAAAAUUCUCCUUCACAGUAUGGUCGUGGUGGAGGAAAUCAGGGCAUUCAAGACAGUUAUAACGAUCAGAGGUAUCAUCAGAGUCCUCAGGACCAAUGGAAAUCGGCCGGACGCGGAGGUUACGACCAAAGCGAUCAAUACGGAUACGGACAGCAGAGUCAACAGAGUUAUUCCCAGCAGGACCAGUCGAGAUACGGGCAGUAUGACCACUCGUCUAGGUACGGCCAGCACGUGGACCACCGAGACCAACCCAGAUACGGCCAGCAGGCACCCGACCACUCCAGAGAUCCCGGAGGUUACAACCAGAGCUACGGCAGAGACCAACAGAGUAGUUACGGACAGAGUUACGACCAAUCCGACUACAACAGAAACUAUGAGCAUUCCCAGAGCACCCCUUCCUACGGUCAGCAGUCGUAUGGUCGAUCGUCUUACGGCCAGGGAAGCGACCAGACUCAGAAUUACAACCAAGGAUAUGGUCAUCAGCCGCAGCAGCAGCAGCAGCAGUACGGCCAGAGCGACUACAACCAGCAACAGUACCAACAGUACGGAGGAUACCAACAGCAGCCUCCUCCUCAGAGCCAGGGAUACGGCGGUUACGGCCAAUACAAAUAAAGAUCGUGUUUUAAUCAUUACGAAAGAAAAAUCACAUUAACAUUAGCCACAUAUUAAUUAUGUGCGUUUAAUUCUGUUUUUAUGUUGCUUUUGUGGAUGUCGUUUAAUUUGUUCUCAGUAAACACUUUUUACAUA
Centruroides sculpturatus (bark scorpion) is the source of this 2965-nucleotide messenger RNA. Its product is annotated as heterogeneous nuclear ribonucleoprotein U-like protein 1. Gene Ontology annotation, molecular function: protein binding. The transcript is spliced from 18 exons. The record is from RefSeq and is a predicted model, not a curated record. Lineage: Eukaryota; Metazoa; Arthropoda; Arachnida; Scorpiones; Buthidae. Bases 296 to 2830 code for a protein of 844 amino acids.